Nicotiana attenuata is the source of this 804-nucleotide messenger RNA. RefSeq lists its product as uncharacterized. The transcript is spliced from 5 exons. NCBI's taxonomy places the organism in Eukaryota, Viridiplantae, Streptophyta, Magnoliopsida, Solanales, Solanaceae. The coding region runs from base 1 to 804 and encodes 267 amino acids. The record is from RefSeq and is a predicted model, not a curated record.
AUGCAACUCAAACGGCGUGAUACGCAAAGCCAAAUAUCUGCUCAUAGAAGGGAAGUGAUGUUGCUAUCGCGACGUAUGAGAAGACAAGAUUCUACUAAGCACAGCCUUCUUCAACACUCGAUUUUCGCUGUCCCAGAGCAGUCAACAUCAUCUUGGGACAAAGCAGGAUUUCUGAAACAAAUUGGUCAUACCAUACGAGAACCUCCUUCACUUCCUGAAAAAGUUGUCAGCCAUCAAGCUUGCACGGCUACAUCGCAGGAUAAUUUAGAAAAAGGCAAAGGUAUAUUGGAUCCCCCUAUCAUUUGUGAAACAGCUGCUAGCUAUCAAGCAUGUAUGACUACGUCAUCUCCUAAUUUAGACAAAGGAAAGGGUACAUUGGACCCCCCUAUCAUUCGUGAAACAGGGUCCACAUCGGGUACAUCUAACCUGCGUCAUGUUACCUUGAACACCGUACCAAUCAAAGCUCAUAGGCGGGCCAAAAAUGUGUGCCUGGUCACUAAAGAGCAACGAAGUGAGUAUGUUGCUCUAAAAAGGGUCCCAAAUUGUCAAUUUUGUCAUGCAAAGAAGUUUGAAUAUGAACCUCCAGGAUUUUGCUGUAACAAUGGUUCAAUAAGGUUGACAUCUCAUAAAAUGCCAACUGAAUUAUCGGAGUUAUACUUUGGAAAUACUGAAGAAUCUGAAAAUUUCCGAACUUAUAUUAGAACGUACAAUAACAUGUUUGCAUUUACUUCACUUGGUGUCAAGUAUGAUAAAGAGCUAGCGAGAAGAAAUUGUGGUAUCUACACAUUUAGAGUCCAAGGAUAA